AUGGGCGUAGGCUUCCAAGAACAUCUUCUCGUGCCUCGACUCCGACGACGAAGACUCGAAGAAGGCUCGACCGGCACCAACCUCCGCAACGAACGCGAGCGCGGUGAACGCCCGGACCGCUCGCACGCCCACCAGGGUGAGCGCGGCGACCGCCCGAAGCGCUCGUUCGACCGCCGCAGCGGCACGGGCCGUGGCAAGGAGGUCUCGAAGUCGGGUGGCGGUGGCCACAACUGGGGCAACGAGGCCGACAAGUCGGAGCAGGCUGCCGAGGCCGAGAUCCAGGAGGGCGUCGUCGCCGACGAGGCCGUCGAGGAGGUCGCCGAGGUCGUUGUCGAGGAAGAGGAGAAGACCUUGACGCUCGACGAAUACCUCGCCCAGAAGAAGCAGGCCCGCUCGUCGACCGAGCUCUUCGGCGAAGUCGAGAUCCGCGCCGUCACGAACGAGUUCUCGGACGCUGCCCUCCUCACCAAGGACGGCAAGACCCCCGACUUCAUCGAGUCGUCGUACGAGAAGGUCUUCACCAAGAAGACGUCGGGCCGCAAGAAGACGCUCCUCACGGACGUUGGCUUCUCCGUCGCCCCUGUCUCGGCCCCCGCGAGGAACGUGAGGGUGGCCGUGGCGGCCGUGGUGGCCGUGGCGCCCCCGCGAGGGUGGCCGUGGCGCCGGCCGUGA
Saprolegnia parasitica CBS 223.65 is the source of this 672-nucleotide messenger RNA. RefSeq lists its product as hypothetical. The transcript has 2 exons. The record is from RefSeq and is a predicted model, not a curated record. Gene Ontology annotation, molecular function: RNA binding. Gene Ontology annotation, cellular component: nucleus; cytoplasm. The coding region runs from base 1 to 672 and encodes 223 amino acids. Lineage: Eukaryota; Oomycota; Saprolegniomycetes; Saprolegniales; Saprolegniaceae.